Aspergillus ibericus CBS 121593 is the source of this 1812-nucleotide messenger RNA. Its product is annotated as ferric reductase family protein. The record is from RefSeq and is a predicted model, not a curated record. Bases 1 to 1812 code for a protein of 603 amino acids. Gene Ontology annotation, molecular function: ferric-chelate reductase activity. Gene Ontology annotation, cellular component: plasma membrane. NCBI's taxonomy places the organism in Eukaryota, Fungi, Ascomycota, Eurotiomycetes, Eurotiales, Aspergillaceae. The transcript is spliced from 7 exons. Gene Ontology annotation, biological process: intracellular iron ion homeostasis; copper ion import; iron ion transport.
AUGGGGCUUCCAUGGCUGGACCAACCGGUUCUGCUACAUUCUUCUCGAGCCGAUGAUUGCUCCUUGACACCAGAACAGUGUGCCUAUCGCUACGGGCAUUGGAGAUACUGGUACCAAUCUGACCAUGUCUACGCUUUAAAUACUAUAUACUUUUUAUGUGCAACUGUCGGUGUUUUCACUAUACUGCACCUGGUUUCCAAGCACAGCCCGCUCCCAUUAAAGAGAUCUACCGUCUGGCAACGAUCAAUAGCAGCAGGGAGAUAUCUCACCUACAAAUGCUUCCAACUACCCGUGUUGCGUUCCUGCACCUAUUCGCUGGGGGUCAUUCUCCUGGGGGUGAUAGGAACCGUAUUCUUCUUGGCCAUGACCCUAGGGCCCCGGCCUUACUACUGGCCCAAUACGGCAACGGUCUCUUAUGGCAGUAGCCCACCGAUUGCAACGAGAAGCGGGUGGAUGGCGUUGGCUUUACUGCCAUUUGUCUUGGCACUGAGUGCAAAAGCCAAUCUUAUUUCAGCAUUGACUGGGGUACCUCAUGAGAAGCUUCAAGUCUUCCACCAUUGGACCAGUUACGCUAUGUUUGUCCUGGCGCUCGUACAUACGUUUCCGUUCAUAGUCUAUCACAUUGAUAAAGGUGAUAUGGUUGAGCAGUGGAAAACCGAAGUGACCUAUUGGACCGGGGUUGCUGCUUUAAUUCCGCAGGCAUAUUUGACACUUAUGUCCUUGCCAGCCAUCCGGAAUCGUUUCUACGAGUUCUUCAAGGCCACCCACUUUCUCGCCGCUUUGCUAUUCAUCAUAUUCUUCUUCUUCCACUGCGACUUUCGUCUGACCUCAUGGGACUACUUCAUCGCCACGGGGGCUAUCUACCUCUUCAGCCUUUGUAUAGCCAACAUCCGCACAUACUUUAUGCAUGGCCGCCACACAGCCAUAAUCGAGCAGCUCCCCUGCGGCCUUGUCCGAGUCAGGAUUCCUACCAUCAUGACCUGGCGUCCAGGCCAACACGUCUUCGUCCGAUUUCUCAGCCUCCAACGAGGUAUCCAUUGCUUCAGUACCCAUCCGUUCACCAUCUGCUCCCUCCACCACGACCCCGAGAAAACCGGCAAAGCGCCAGAAAUCAUCUUCUACAUCAAGCCACGCCGAGGACUGACCGCCAGCCUGGGAAACACCGCCCUCGAGAAGCCCAACUCAUCCGAGACCGUGUUCCUCGAAGGCCCAUACGGCGGGAUAUCCGAGUCCACCAACCUUGCACGAUUCGACACCGUCAUCCUCAUCACCGGCGGCACCGGUGGCGGCUUUUCCCUCCCGAUCCUCGAAGAAGCACUCAAAUCGUACCAUCACCAGCCCACUCAACCCACUCCAACCAUCCAAGUGUACUUCGCAACCCGAACCCACACCCUAGCAGAGUGGUACCGGGAAGAGAUCAAAUCCAAACUAGCAGCCUAUGGCAUUCCCGACGACAAUAUCUCCCUAUCCAUCUACAUCACCUCAUCAACCCUCCUCCCCACCCCAGCGUCCGGCUCCCCCCUCCUCCCCUCCUCGGGCGAAAAAGGGAGUUCCCCAGACUCCAUACACCGCAUCCCAUCCCAGACAGACCUAAAUUCAGACAAGGUCCAGGUAGGAAGCCGACCCGACAUCCAAGGGAUCAUCGCCGCCAGCACGACAUCACACACGGCGCGCCACAUCGCCAUCUUCACCUGCGGACCGGCGUCGAUGAUCCAGGAUGUGCGGAAUGCAGCCGCGGAAGCACAAAGCCAGGUGAUUCGAAAGAACAGCUCCGUGGAGGAGGUAUAUCUACAUACGGAACCGUUUUCGUGA